Molecule: messenger RNA, 1131 nt
Organism: Leptonychotes weddellii (Weddell seal)
Lineage: Eukaryota; Metazoa; Chordata; Mammalia; Carnivora; Phocidae
Source: RefSeq, a predicted model, not a curated record
CGCGGGCCGGAACCUCGAGCUUAUUUUCAGUUGCUUUUUAAAGACGGAAAGCUCAUGGUGCAAAUUGUUAUUUCCAGUGCUGGGGCUGGAGGCCUGGCAGAAUGGGUGCUGAUGGAGCUACAGGGGGAGAUCGAGGCUCGCUACAGCACUGGAUUAGCUGGAAACCUCCUGGGAGACCUACAUUACACCACUGAGGGAAUCCCUGUGCUGAUCGUGGGGCAUCAUAUCCUGUAUGGAAAAAUCAUCCAUCUGGAGAAACCUUUUGCCGUUCUUGUCAAACACACUCCUGGGGAGCAGGACUGUGAUGAACUUGGCUGCAAGACUGGCACCCGGUACCUGGUGACAGCACUCAUCAAAAACAAGAUCCUUUUCAAAACUCGCCCCAAGCCCAUUAUCACCAACGUCCCCAAGAAAGUAUGAAAGAACCCCGGAUUUUCCCCAGAGAGCGGCCAACUCCUUGGACUCGUGCUCAGUUGCCACCUCGAGGACGGCUCGACGGUUCCCUGGGACCACAGGGGGGUCCUGUUUUGAACACAGGCCACCCGCUAGGCAUGAAUUCUGAUCCCUUCCUCAUGGCAUCCGGUUCUCUUGGUGGAAAUCUGGCCCCAUUUCCAAGGAACCCAUCGCCUUUUCCAACUUCAUCAGGCUCAUUGGCUUCAAAUCCAGCACCUUUCCCUGCUGGUGCUCGUGACCCAGCCAUGGCUUCUUUUCCAAGAGGGAUGAAUCCCACUGGUGCAGGUGCAGUUUCUUUCCCAAGGCCCAGUGGCCUUUUGGGCCCAGGCCCAGGGCCAUCUCUAAACCCUAGGGCAGGGGCUCUUCCAGGUCCAGGGCCUCUGUCUAACCCAAGGUUAGGGGGUCUCCCAGGGCCGGGUCCUAUGUCCAACCCAAGGUCGGGUGGUCUCCUGGGAACAGGUCCUGACCCUAGAAGUGGCGGCCCUAUGGGCCCUGGGCCUGGGCCCAACCUGAGAGCAGGUGUCCUGUUGACUCCUGGGAAUGGUCCUCCUAAUCCUAGGCCCGUUGGCCUGGGACCAGGACCAAGUCCCAAUCUGAGGUCAGGCUUUGUUGGUACAAACCCUGCCCCGAGGUCGGGUAUGUUUCCAGGCCCGGGCCUUGGGCCCAGCCCAAGAGCAG